This is a messenger RNA of Alternaria alternata, 1023 nucleotides long. RefSeq lists its product as hypothetical. The record is from RefSeq and is a predicted model, not a curated record. Lineage: Eukaryota; Fungi; Ascomycota; Dothideomycetes; Pleosporales; Pleosporaceae. The transcript is spliced from 5 exons. The coding region runs from base 1 to 1023 and encodes 340 amino acids.
AUGAGGUUACAACCCAUCAUCAGUGCCUUUGGGUUGCUUGCUAGCGUAAAUGCAGGACUAUUACGCUUCGGAUGCGCACAGUUGACCGUUCAGCGACUCGACCCAUUGGUCAACCCAGGAGCUAAUCCGUCGCCACAUCUUCAUCAGAUCAUCGGAGGUAACUCAUUCAACGUGACGAUGGACCCUACCAAAGGUCACGAUCUAGCGGCGCAGUCAACUUGCACUACCUGCGAGUUUACCGAAGACCUAAGCAACUAUUGGACCGCAGUAGUGUACUUUAAAGCAAAAAACGGUACUUUCAAACGCGUCCCUCAACGAGCGCAACAAGGCAUGGAGGGUACGAAUGGCGGCAUGGUCGUAUAUUAUAUGACAGACGCCCUCUUCAGCACUUCGCAAACUACAAAAGUAACAGCUUUCAAGCCAGGUUUCCGCAUGCUAAUUGGCGAUGUCUCGUACCGUACACGCGAAGCAGCUCGCGACUUUCGCCAAUUAACCUAUAUAUGUAUGCAGAAUGAGGGUACUCGGGAGCCGGAAACGCUCGAGUUUCCUAAGCAGCCGUGCCCAGCGGGUAUCAUGAUCAAUCACAGAUUUCCAACCUGCUGGGAUGGUGUAAACCUCGAUUCACCAAACCACCGUGAGCACGUCUCAUACCCAGCAACCGGCACAUUCGAGAAUGGCGGCGCAUGUCCAUCAACGCACCCCAUUCGUAUUCCUCAAAUUCUGCUUGAGACUGUCUGGGACACGAAGCAGUUCAACAACAAGGCAGACUGGCCCACUGACGGCAGUCAGCCAUUUUUGUGGUCUAGUGGCGAUGCGACCGGCUUUUCGACCCAUGCGGACUACCUCUUCGGCUGGAAGGAUAACUCGCUACAGAAAGCCAUGGAUGGGAACAACUACGUGUCAGCUCCAACGCUUAAGAAGCAGAACAUUGCUACACAAAACAGGUGUAAUGUCAAGGACAUGGUCGGCGAGAAUUUUGAUGGCUGGCUCACAGCAUUGCCGGGUGGUAUGCAGGUGAAUUGA